AUGACCUUCCUCACUCUCACGCCUUGGCUGUGUUGUAACGCAUACGACGAGGAUGGACGAGUCUGGUAUGAGGAGUGUAUCUCGGCCAGAUUCAUUCGGCCUGUUGAGGAGGCCGUGAGGGGGGCUCUGAAGAAUGCGGACUGGGACCCCCUCGUCCCCAAGGCUGGCAAGGGGAAGAAGGCCUCGGCUGUGAGUCCUCGACCGAGCACGCCGGCCGCAGCCGUACCCAGGGUGGUGGCCCCCUCUUCGGUUAGAGUAGCGGUUGUGACCUCAACUGCGGCCCCGACCCCCAGAGCGCCGGCUGUAGCGGGGGCGCAUAGGGCCAUGCCAUUCGCCCCGCCGGCUUUUUUCACUUCGCCGUUAGCUUCUCCGAGCCACCUUUGUCUUUGUUUACUUGCUUAUUACCUAUUUUACCUCUCCCUGUACACACAGCCCCAGGUCGCAAGAGGGAUUGAGAGGCCCCAAACACUGGGGGCCUAG
This is a messenger RNA of Prunus armeniaca (apricot), 480 nucleotides long. The record is from the annotation of a GenBank genome assembly. NCBI's taxonomy places the organism in Eukaryota, Viridiplantae, Streptophyta, Magnoliopsida, Rosales, Rosaceae.